Molecule: messenger RNA, 2000 nt
Organism: Arabidopsis arenosa
Lineage: Eukaryota; Viridiplantae; Streptophyta; Magnoliopsida; Brassicales; Brassicaceae
Source: the annotation of a GenBank genome assembly
AAUCACAAAUGCAAAGCUUUGUAUACCCUUAAAGUGGAAUUUGUCGUCUCCAAUGUCUCAGUCACUGGUUCGAGCAAUCUCAGCUCGGAAGAAUCAAUUAAGUCUUGGGUUUUACUAUAGAUGUGUUUCUUCUCGGCUAUUUCAUUCCCAAGAUCAAUCUUUAGGUUUCAAUUCAAGUUCUAGACAUGGAAGUCAUCAGAAUAGUUAUAGGUGUUGUGGUAAUUUGAUCUCAGACUUGAAUCUUGCUUGCUUAGUUCGACCCUCAAAUGGGUUUGCCACAGCUUCUUUAGUGGACUCAAUUCUCGGUUCUGAUGAAUCAAAUGUUGAUAAGAAGCCAAAGGUUGUUUACAAGAAACCAAUUGAUUUCACCAAAAUCGAUGCGAAUUUACUACCUACUGUGAUGCUUAUGGGCCGGCCAAAUGUUGGGAAGUCUGCUUUGUAUAACCGAUUGAUUCGGAGGAGGGAGGCUCUUGUUUACAAUACUCCUGAUGAUCAUGUUACAAGGGAUAUAAGAGAAGGGAUUGCCAAGUUAGGUGAUUUGAGGUUCAAUGUGUUGGACUCUGCUGGUAUAGAGACUGAGGUUUCUUCGGGUACUAUUCUGGGUAGAACCACGGCAAUGACGGCUAAUGUGCUUGCAAGGACUCAGUUUGCGGUUCUUAUUAUCGACGUGAGGGCUGGAUUGCAUCCAUUAGAUUUAGAGGUUGGGAAAUGGUUGAGAAAGCAUGCUCCUCAGAUUAAGCCAAUUGUGGUUAUGAAUAAAUCUGAAUCAAUUGGCUCUCUUGAUGAAGUUGCUUCUGAGGCCCUUGCACUAGGUUUUGGCGAACCUAUUGCUAUUUCAGCCGAGACUGGACUUGGUAUGACCACACUUUAUGAAGUUCUCCGCCCUCUACUAGAGGAUUACAUGGUCGAAAUGUUAAACGAUAUAUGCAGUCAAGAUGAUGUUCUGAGCGAUGAGAAUCUCUCUGAUGAAAUCGACGAGUCCAAGUUGCCAUUGCAGUUAGCUAUAGUAGGUAAGCCUAAUGUUGGGAAGUCAACAUUGCUCAAUGCAUUGUUGGAAGAAGAGCGUGUGUUGGUGGGUCCAGAAGCUGGUCUCACCAGAGAUGCUGUGAGAGUUCAGUUUGAGUUUCAGGGUAGGACCGUUUAUCUGGUUGAUACUGCUGGGUGGUUGGAGAGAACAGAGCGAGACAAAGGACCAGCAUCUUUGAGUAUCAUGCAAUCAAGAAAGAGUCUUAUGCGGGCACAUGUUAUCGCGUUAGUUCUCGAUGCUGAAGAGAUCAUAAAAGCUAAAUGUAGUAUGACACAUUCAGAAGUAGUUAUAGCUAGACGUGCUGUAGAAGAAGGUCGUGGUCUAGUCGUUAUCGUAAACAAAAUGGAUCGUCUAAGAGGGAGAGAGAACGCUGAGAUGUACAAGAAGAUCAAAGAAGCUGUUCCCAUUGAAAUUCAGACAGUUAUUCCUCAGAUAACUGGAAUACCAGUUGUGUUUAUCUCUGCAUUAGAGGGAAGAGGACGUAUGGAAGUAAUGAAAGAAGUCACUGACACAUACAAGAGAUGGUGUUCAAGACUCUCCACAGGUCGCCUCAAUCGCUGGUUGCGUAAGGUUAUGAGCCGACAUUCUUGGAAAGACACGGCUUCACAGCCAAAGAUCAAGUUUUUCACUCAAGUGAAAGCUCGACCACCAACUUUUGUAGCGUUUGUGAGUGGUAAAACGCAGCUAUUGGAAAGCGACAUAAGGUUUUUGACUAGAUCAUUAAAGGAAGAUUUUGAUUUAGGCGGGACUCCAAUUCGAAUCAUACAGCGGGUUGUUCCUCGAGCACCACCCUCUGGUACAGGCGGUGGUGGAAGCGGAAACAGCUCGAAGAGUCGAGUAGUGCAAAGAACCACCUCAGACAAACGGACUCUCUCUGCCUAAGAACCCAUUAGGAGUGAAGAAAUUUUUCCUACAUUAACUAGUUUGUGUCCCGUUUUGUAUGAUCAUACUUAAAUACAUCUUUUUCGUGUCU